CAGAGGUCAGAGCUGCCGCCUCACAGUGAAAAGGUUAGGGUCGCCUGCUUCCCUGGGAUCUUUCUGGGUGGAGUUUUCACAUUCUGCUCUUGCACAUGUGUGGAUGAAAAUGAGACUGGUUGUUUAUCUCUGUGAUGGACUGGGGACCUGUUUAGGGUACAUCGCCUCUCACACAGUGCCUGCUGGAGAUAGUUACCAGCUGCCCGCCACCCAGAAAGAAGAAGCAAAUAAAGAGAAUGGAUGAAUGGAAGAUGUUUUGACGGGGGUUGCUGUUAAUCAUCUGCUGAUGAAAUGUGUGAGGAGGUUGGAAUUUCUGUCCACAUUUCAAAGACGUUUAUCUGACGAGUGUCUAAAGGAGCUGCGAGUGUCUCUGACACCCGGGAAGCGCCAUGGCAGGGGAUCUUGUAGUCGGAAUACUCUACAACUUAUUACUACCAGUGCUUCUGCUGACGGCUUCUUCAUUCCGCUACAAUGGCCUCUCUGUGGUGUACUUUGUGUUCUUGCUCACGCUGCCAUUGCUGCCGAACCCAAGCCUGGUUACCCUGAAAGGUAAAACAGGUCAGUUCCUGCGUCUGAUCGUCUACACGAGCCUCAUCUUUCUGACCCUGCAGUGUUUCAUGCAGAUCCCCUUUGCCUACAUCCCCCCACAUGUUAGCGGAUUCUGGGAAGAUUUCCUCUACCAUUUGGGAAUUGUGAGAUUCAGUUCGGUUGAUGCUGGGAAUGUUGUGCGUCUCUUGGCCCCAGACGUUGGCCUUUUCUUUUCUAUUUUGUUCAUCCUGAGGCUGUGCAAAAAACGCCUACGCCCCGUGCCUCAGGUCAACCUGCAUGAAAAUGGAGUCCCACCCUCCAUGCCCGAGGAUGUAGAAACGUCUGAAUCGGAAUCAGAGGAGGAAAGCGUCCCGGAGGGCUCGUCUUUUGACAGCUCAGAUGAGACUACGGUUCCAGUUUCUUCCGGGCCUCCCCAGUUUGUCCAGAAACUGAUCCUGUUCGCGGCCGGACUGAGGCUGCUGCUGUCGGCCAUCAUGAACACAGCGGGGAAAGUGGUGGUGACUCUGCUGCUGGGACUGGCAGGUAUCACGCUGCCCUCUCUCACCUCCGGCAUGUAUUUCGGGGUGUUUCUCAGCCUGGUGUGGUGGUGGAUAUUCAGUCGCUCCAUCAGCUUGCUGGUUUUCAGCUCCUUGUGUGUGAUGAUGGCCAUCUUCAGCGGAGGACAUUUGCUGGCUCUUUAUGUGUAUCAGCUACCUCUGUCCCAGCAGCUUGUUCCACCAGACGACAUCUUUGCCAGGUUGUUUGGUAUGACAGGAGUGGUCAGAACCAGCCCUUCACACCCACACCGUCUGGGUCUGCACCCGCACGUCUGCUGGCCCGACUUCAUCAACCCUCUGGUUCUUCUGCUGCUCUACUACACACUGGUGGCUCUGCUGCACAAUUGGGUCCACAUCACAGAGGAGGAUAUUGUUGUCGUUGAUGAGUCUGAGAGCCCUUUAGAAAGUCCAGAAGCUCCUCCAAGCUUCUCCAGGGUCAUCUACAUCUCAGGAGAUAAACAAGAGCUUUUAAGCAGCACAGAUGAUGAAACCUAUUUGCCUGAUGAGCCAAUGAUUUUGAUAACUGGAAUUUCGUGGCAAAACGUCCACAGCAGCAGUCUUGGUUUGCUGGAAGGGGCAGGUUACUCAAACUGUUACACUCCGUCACAUAAUGGAGACAGAGACUCGCCUCCACACGAAUCUGAAAUUGAAGGGAAAAUGGAGGAAAAGAAUGAGGAAGUCUCAAAGAGCCUGACAGAAACCCCACCUUCACCCUCAGGCCCGAGUGGUCUGGUCAUCUUUGGACGGCUGUUGCAAAAACACAGCUACGUCAGCGCCCUCAUCAUCAUGAUGGUGUGGAGUAUCACCUACAACAACUGGCUGACUUUUGUCUUGCUUGUGUGGUCCUGCAUUAUCUGGAUGAUGCGGGAUCGCCGGCGUUACGCCAUGAUGUCGGCCCCUUUCCUCGCCAUCUACGGCACUGUGCUGGUGGUUCUGGGCUUCCUGAGCGGGCUCCGUCUGAGCCGGGCCGAGCUGUACCCGGGCCUGCCCCAGGCUGUGAUCGUGGACUUCGACCUGAACAGCUACCACCCUGCGCCCUGCACCCACCUGGGAGCAAAGGUCUUCUACAGCUUUAACUUCUGGUUGCUGUUUCGUCAGCAGCUGAAGGAGAGGCAGGAGAGGCAGAGCAUGAAGAAUAAAUCUCUAGAAGAAAUCCAAGACAUGCCACAGGAGGAAAGUCAUCAUUCACCUCUGGUGGCGAUGCUGAUCUCAGGUGUAAAAGGGAUUCUGGUGAAAUACUGGAUCCUCUUCUGCUGCUCCAUGUUCUUUGUUGUCAGCUUCUCCGGGAAGGUGGUCGUCUACAAAAUCCUCUACAUCGUUCUUUUCCUCCUGUGUGUUGUUCUGUACCAGAUCCGGUACGAUAUUUGGCGUCGGGUUCUGAAGACGUUCUGGGCGGUGGUGGUGGGUUACUCCAUGGUGGUGUUAAUAACCAUCUACAUGUAUCAGUUUAGAAGUGUUUCUGCACUCUUCAGACAGAUCAUGGGCAUGUCAGAGGAAGGGCUUCGUGACCUGGGUUUGGAAAGGUACGGCACCGUGGAGCUGUUUGCACGUAUUCUGCUUCCUGCUGCGUUCCUGUUGGCCUGUAUCCUCCAGCUUCAUUACUUCAACUCUGACUUCCUGACUCUAACAAACCUGGAUAACGUACCUGUCAGGGAGAUUUCCAGAGAAGAAGAGCUGAAGAGUUCAAUAAAUCUGAUAGCGGACAUCAUUAAAGAAAAUAUUGCAAAGUUACAGCAAAGGCUUGUGAAGGAGCAGGUGGGAAACAGCAAAAGUCAGGAGACUCUGGACUGCAUCGAACAACAAACGUCAUCCCUGAAAGAAGCCGAGGAGCAGGAGGAGGCAACAGAAGAUGAAGCUGUCCCAAUCAGUCGUGAGGAAAAGUGGGGCAUGAUUGUGGACCGGGCGAGUCUGCUCCUCAUUCAGGCCAUCUCCGGACUCCGCAGGCUGCAGGAGCUGAGCUGGAGACUGAUGGAGCUCCACAGCCUCAAAAUAGUGUCUUCUGGCAUCAUCUGGGUGUCACUGCAAGAGGUUUCGCUGAUGAACUUCCUUUUUCUGGUGCUGUGGGUGUUUGCGCUCCCGUUCCCACGAUUACGACCUUUGGUCUCCAGCGUCUCAGCUGUGUGGGCCUGCGUCAUGGUGGUGUGCAAGAUGUUUUACCAGCUCAAAGUGAUCAAACCCUUGGAUUACUCCUCCAACUGCACUGCUGACUUACUGCCCUCCAACAGCUCCGGACUGGACGAUGCAGCAGAACUCAGGGGAAACAUGGUGGAACUGCUCCGGAGGUCUGUUCUCUACAUUGAACCUGUUGACCCCGUCUACUGGUGUGGAGCGCUGAGGAAGUGCGAGGGCAGAAUCCUCCCCUGCCUAAGGAACCAUCUGAUGGUGCUAGGGUUGCUUGUCUUCGAGGCAACCGUCCAUCGCCACCAGCUCUACUUCCGUCUCCGUAACGACCUGAAGCCUCCCCCCUUCAGCAUCAUCUUCCACGGCAUCACAAGGCAGCACCUUGACCACGGCGUCCGGCCCUGCGUCAAAUACUUCAUCAACUUCGGUUUCUACAAAUUUGGACUUGAGAUCAGUUUAAUCGUGGCGGUGAAUGUCAUUGGUCAGAGGAUGGAUUUCUACGCGGUGCUCCACUCCUGUGCCUUGAUGGCUGUCGUGUUUCGGCGACGCAGGAAGGCCAUCGGAGAGGUGUGGCCUAAAUAUUGUUGCUUUACAGCCGGGCUGAUGGUGUUUCAGUACCUGCUGUGCAUCGGCAUCCCUCCUGCUCUCUGUGUUGAUUAUCCCUGGAGAACUGCUGUCCAUCCUUUAACGUCUAACGUUAUCAAGUGGUUUUACCUUCCCGACUUUGCCAUGAGACCCAAUCCAAUGUUCAUCUUCUACGACCACCUCCUGCUGAUCUGCUCGUCUCUGCAGUGGCAGGUGUUCGUGGAGGAGAACCGAGCGGCGGUGCGGCUGCUGGCUGGAGACAACGUUGAGAUCAGCCGCAGCUUGGAUCCGUGUUCCUUCAACCAGUUCAUACCUGUCGACAACUUUCUUCACUGCAGGAGCUACCUGGACAUGGUGAAGGUGUUUGUUUUCAGCUACUUCUUCUGGCUGGUGCUCUGCCUCAUCUUCAUCACUGGCACCACGCGGAUCAACAUCUUCUGCCUGGGAUACCUGGUGGCCUGUUUCUACUUCAUGCUGUUUGGUGGCAACGUGCUGAUGCAGCCGGUCAGGUACAUCCUGCGCCUGUGGGACUGGCUCAUCGGCUACACCUGCUUUGUGAUCGCCAUGAAGAACCUCCUGUCCCUUGGUUCUUGCGGUUACCUGGACAGCCUGUUGAAGAACAGCUGCUGGCUGAUUCAGGCCUUUAGCAUGUUCUGCACCAUCAAAGGCUACGAUGUCCCGGCGCCGGUCGAUGAGUGUGAGCUGCCGGAAGGUGAAGCCGGCAUCGUCUGGGAUGCGAUCUGUUUCACCGUCCUGCUGGCACAAAGGAGGGUCUUCCUGAGCUACUAUUUCCUCUACGUGGUGUCUGACCUCAAGUCCUCAAAGAUUUUAGCCUCGAGGGGGGCUGAGCUGUUUGAGGCCAAAGUGAAGAAGCAGAUAGCAGCCAGACUGGAGUUGGAGAAGAAAUCAGUCGAGACGCUGAAGAGACAGAUGGAGAAGAUAAAAUCUAAGCAGAGGAGUCCUCAGACGGCUUCAGACAAAGCAGAACUUCCUGCGGAUCGGGCACCACUGGAUGAUAAAGAUGAUGAUGAAAAGGCAAAGAGAGAUGCAGGAAAGUGGUGGAAGCCUUGGGUUUCUCAGCCCGGAGUGGAAAACAACUGUGGCUACCACCUGUUUGAGAGUGACAGUGAGGAGGAGGAAGAGGAGGUUACAGAGAAGAAAGAGGAAGAACAACCACCAAAGAAGAAAUCAGCUUUUCAGUUGGCCUACAACGCCUGGGUCACCAGCUCGAAAACUGCUCUGAAGGACCUGAAGAAAGAGAAGAAAACCUUUAAGAAACAGGAGAAGAAACGGGCAAAAAGAGAGCUGCAGAAGCAGCAGGGCAUUGAAAGAACCGAUUCGAGCGAGGACGAACUGGAAGAAAGUGUUGUGGAGGAAGAGGGAGAGGAGGAAAGAGAAAACAUCCUGCAGCGCAUCGUCAGCACGAUCAAGUUCAGCUGGGUGUUUCUUCAGUCUCUUCUUGACGACCUGACCGACGGGCUGAACUCCUUCUGCAAAGACAGCCUGGACAUUUCCAAAGUGCUGCGGUUCGAGCGAGCGUUACUCAACCAGCAGCAAAAAAAGGGUAAAGAGGUGAGUCAGGAGAGCGUGAAGCAGUUUUAUGAGACCUGGAUCUCCCGUCAGAAUACGCUGUCGUCUCAGGAGGGUUUAGAUACCCUGCCUCCCCCUCUCACCCCGCCCGACGCCCCCACCUCACGACACGUCUACGGCAGGCUGAAGAGCCAAGCCUCCAAAAUGUCCUGGGGCAGCAGCUUUUCCAGCUGCAUGACAGACGAGACGCUGCUGGUGUCCAGGCAGCCGACGCAGGAGGAGCUGGACGACACUCCAGACGAAUCGCCUGCUGCUUCCCAGCUUCGACGACGACUCCUGAAAGAAGCCAACGUGGACCUGACCUCCUUCGAGGUGGAUUACCCUCCACAGAGCUAUGAAGAUGUGACCACUCAAAAAGAAGACAUUGAUUAUGAGGUAGACAGUAAACAGGAAGAUGACGUUGACCAGGAGGAAGAUGUUGACCAGGAGGAGGAUGUUGACCAGGAGGAGGAUGUUGACCAGGAGGAGGAUGUUGACCAGGAGGAGGAUGUUGACCAGGAGGAAGCUGUUGACCAGGAGGAAGAUGUCGACAGGGAUCUAGAGGAUGAGAGAAAAUCUGAGCAGGACGAAAAGGAAGCCAUUAAAGUCGACCAUCAUGAGGAUCCAGAGUUUAAAGCAUCAGAGCUGGAUGAAGAGCUCCAGCGAAGUGAAGAAGAUGAAGAGUUCCAGCGAAGUGAAGAGGAUGAAGAGUCCAAACAUGCAACGUGUUUCUCACCGAAUCACCAGAAGAGCGAUGGAGAGAAGAGUCUGAUCCUCCCAGAGUCUCCCAGACCUCUGAGUCAGGAAACAAGAAACCUGACAGCCAGCGAGCUGCUGCUCAACAACAUGUUUGUGAGUGACGAGAUCUCUGAGUCCGAUAAGUUUUACACCACGUUGCCGAGGCCCCUGAAGCUGCUCUUUGCCCUCUACAACAUGAUGGUGUCCAAGUCUGAGAUGCUGUGUUACUUUGUCAUCAUCCUGAACCACAUCGUGUCGGCUUCGUUCCUCUCCCUCAUCCUGCCCAUCCUGAUAUUCCUCUGGGCCAUGCUGUCUGUGCCGCGGCCCACCAAACGCUUCUGGAUGACCGCCAUCAUCUACACUGAGCUGACUGUUGUAGUGAAGUACUUUUUCCAGUUUGGUUUCUUUCCUUGGACCACCUCUGCUUACCGAGGCAUCAACGCUGACCGGCCCUUUGCCCUUCCCAACAUCAUCGGCGUGGAGAAGAAAGAUGGCUACGUCCUCUUCGAUCUCAUUCAGCUGCUUGCUCUUUUCUUCCACCGGUCCAUUCUGAAGUGCCACGGGCUGUGGGACAACAAGGAGGUCGAGAUGCCUGAUUUCUUCAAGAAGCUGAAGAAAAAAGUGGACAAGAAGAAGAUGACCGGGGCUGACAAGGCGGGCAGCAAAGAAAAACCGUCCCGCCGACUGAAGUUCCUCCCCUUCCAGGCCUCCACCACCUCCUUAUUCUGCAGACAGAAACGAAACGACUCUUCAGAAUCUGAUGAGGUGAAGCCGAAGAGGCAGCACAGCAAGAAAAAGAGACGGCAGCGACACGCGACUCCGCUGACGAGGAAGCAGAGGAUCAGGCAGCAGAUCAGGGAGAGGAUGCUGCAAAUCAAAGCUACCAUUAUAGAAGUAGCGCUUCACAUCUAUUUGCCCAUAAGACAGUUUUUUUACGACAUAAUCCACCCAGAUUACAGUCCCGUGUGCGACGUCUACGCUCUCAUGUUUCUUGUUGAUGUGGUCAACUUCAUCGUUACCAUAUAUGGAUACUGGGCUUUCGGGAAAUACUCUGCAGCAGCGGACAUCUCAGAGUCUCUGUCUGAAGACCAGGUCCCAGAGGCCUUUCUGGUCAUGCUGCUCAUGCAGUUUGGCACCAUGAUCGUUGACCGUGCGCUCUAUCUGCAGAAGUCUCUGCUAGGAAAGUGUGUUUUCCAGGUUGUGUUGGUGUUUGGCAUUCACUUUUGGAUGUUCUUCAUUCUCCCCGGAGUCACUGAGAGGAGGUUCAACAGGAACCCAGUGGCUCAGCUGUGGUACUUUGUGAAGUGCAUCUACUUCGGUCUCUCUGCCUACCAGAUCAAGUGCGGCUACCCAAACCGCAUCCUGGGCAACUUCCUCACCAAGAACUUUAACUACCUGAACCUCUUCCUCUUCCAGGGUUUUCGGAUGGUUCCGUUCCUGACAGAGCUGCGGGCGGUGAUGGACUGGGUUUGGACCGACACCACGCUGUCUCUCUCCAGUUGGAUUUGUGUUGAAGACAUUUAUGCCAACAUAUUUGUCCUCAAGUGCUGGAGGGAGUCUGAAAAGAAAUACCCCCACCCUCCAGGG
Molecule: messenger RNA, 7685 nt
Organism: Austrofundulus limnaeus
Lineage: Eukaryota; Metazoa; Chordata; Actinopteri; Cyprinodontiformes; Rivulidae
Product: piezo-type mechanosensitive ion channel component 2
Cellular component (GO): membrane
Molecular function (GO): mechanosensitive monoatomic ion channel activity
Source: RefSeq, a predicted model, not a curated record